Messenger RNA from Leptosia nina, 516 nucleotides. The record is from the annotation of a GenBank genome assembly. Lineage: Eukaryota; Metazoa; Arthropoda; Insecta; Lepidoptera; Pieridae.
AUGAGUUAUGCGUACGAGGAUUUUGACAGGUUCAAGAACUGUUGUGACGUUAAGAGUGAGAAGCAGAAUGAGGAGGAGGAGCACGUCCAGCACGUGUUGGGGCCGAGCAGGCGGUGCCUGGCGUGGGCCUGCAAGGCCUGCAAGCGGAAAACCGCGGCCGUUGACAGGAGGAAAGCGGCCACGAUGAGGGAGAGGCGACGGCUUAGAAAAGUAAAUGCAGCUUUUGAAGAGCUAAGAAUACGUGCUAGAGCUGGUAGUGGGAGACUCCCUAAGUUGGAAAUCUUAAGAGCAGCAAUUCAGCACAUAGAGAGACUACAGGCUGCUCUGCGAGCUGCCGCUGUGUUAGAAUCAGACGCUUGCAAGAGUUACGUGGAACCAGUCAACUCACGCGCAGAUACAAAGGACACUAAAAGUGACAGAGAAAAGCCGUUUUUACACGGUGAACCGUCUUGCGGUCUUAACAGUUUAGCGAGACUAAGAUGUAUAGUACAAGCUUUAGCCAAAGACAAUGUGUGA